UUAUUGCGACAGGAUCGACUUGUCAUUUUGUGAUGUAACUGACAUUGUAUUAAUUCCGCGUUUCGAGUUAGGGAUAAUUUUUAAGCCAUGCCUCGCCAACCACUGGCUCCUCUCACCGAGGAGGAAAAAUUCAAAUUACACGAACAACAAGAACAAGAACUUGGUUGUUUACAGCGCCAAUACACCCUUCUGGAAAAAGACCGCGACCAAAUCGCCUGUGGCGCCAAACUGAUGCGCUUUGAUCGAGUUCUCUCAAUUUACCAAAAAGAGCACGCAAACAUUGAAACCGAUCUAGAAGUAGCAAGUGCUCCUGCCAAGAAAAACCAAGACCUCAAAGACUCCAACAACCUAUCACAGCUGAUCGUAGACCACGAAUUUUACGCAGACGAAGUCAAAAAAGAACGGAAAUACAUACAAGAAAUUGAGGGUCAAAUCAAAAACGUUGAAAAGCAAGUGACGCAACUGCGAUCGCAACAAAUCACAGACAAACAACACGAGGAGCGAGUCUGGGCCGCAAUUACCACAAUCGACCAACUGAUGAACAAACUGGACGUUCAGAACAAAAAAUUCGGGGUACUUUGUGCCAAAAACCGCGACAUGAAGCUGGAAAUUGACCGAAUGUUGUGGGAACGAGACGUUUUCAUGGGCAUUUGGAACAAGAUGAUUGAUAAGUUGGUGAUGGGGAAAAAAUUUAUGAUGGAUUUGAUUGAACAAGCGACCAUUGCUUACGAUCAGAGGGAAGAGUGGUGUUCCAAGUUGCAAGCCUUGAGGCUUAAAGCACACCACGAUUUUAUUCUUCACGUCCAGGAAAUGCGAGAAUUGAAACGAAAACAAGACAAUGAUAAAAAAUUGGAGGAGUUUUUUUAUGUCAAAGGACAAAAGCGGAUCAUGAGGGAUCUGAUGAGGAAGGAACAGUUCAAGAGGAUGCAGAACAAAAUCAAGCUCAAAGACCGGCUGAACGAAUACAAAAAAUACAUGAACGAGAUUUUGGAGUUUGCCAACGAGCAGCAAGUUCAAGAAAUCGCACGAAAAUACUACGCACAAGAGGCCGAAAAUUUCAGUUUGUUCAAACGCCUCAACAAUCUCAUCCAAGAACUGGAGUUUCUUGGUGACGAACUAGACACAGCUCAGACAAGCAUUGACCAAGAGAGAGAACUGCAUAAUGCGAGAGCCCAACAACAAAAAAAUAAUUUGCAAAGUUUGGAAAACACCUUACAAUUGGCCACUCAAGAAGUAGAAGCAGCCGAGCAAGAACUCAAAGGUGUUGAAGGCUAUAUUAACCAAAUGUUAACCGGGAUUGAGACGCUUUUCAAAAUCUGCCGCUGUAAUAACGAUCCUGUUUUGCAACUUCUGGGCAACAAUGCAACCAUCAACGUUUACAACGCGUUUUUCUACCUGGAACAGGUCGAAAAAGCCGUUCAUGAAGCCCUGAUUGCGGUUUAUUCCAACGAAACUAAAAAGAAACUUCCAGGAGCGCAGAGAACCGUCAAGGAUAACAGGACUAAAGGAGAGCUGCGAAAUGUCGAACAGUUUGGAGUGUCAAAUCCUUGUCCUUUGUGCAUUGAAUACGAAAUGGUGGGUGAUGUAAUUGACUCCUUACAGCACGUUUUGACGAGAGAUCAAGCCAAAGCAGCUCUAGCCGAGCGUUUGAAAUCGCCGGAAAUGGCCGAAAAAUUGCACAAUGUUUCCGCUUGUUAUUUACCCAAAUCGCGAGAAAUUAUCCAGAAACGGUACCAGUGACUGCGAGCUGGCUUUAGUUAAUAAAUUUUGAUCAAAGUU
Tribolium castaneum (red flour beetle) is the source of this 1779-nucleotide messenger RNA. RefSeq lists its product as uncharacterized. The record is from RefSeq and is a predicted model, not a curated record. Lineage: Eukaryota; Metazoa; Arthropoda; Insecta; Coleoptera; Tenebrionidae. The coding region runs from base 88 to 1740 and encodes 550 amino acids. The transcript has 3 exons.